GCGUUAAUGUAGCACGUCCAUUGGCGGAUAAUCGCACGUUAUAGCGUUGUGCUACUCCACCCAAGUACUUGCCUGUUCAUUAAGUAUAAAAAGGCUGCUUGGCUAGUUGUCUGCACUUGUGCAUAACAGACUGAACCUUCACGUAAGAAUUGUUAAAUUAACGUACUAUACUCAACAUGGCAUCGCAAGGUGUGGUGCUGUUGGCUUGUCUACUUGCUCUCUUCUUCGUCGUUACGUAUGGACGUAACGUAGAACGAAGGCAAUGGUCUGUAGGAUACACUCAUGCAGUGCCAGGAAAAAGAAGCAGAGAAGCGGCGCAGAAUGAUCCUCAAGCGUUUCCCCCAAUUAGACCUGGGAAGCGUUUCAAUUCAGGAUCUGAAGUAGAGGUCGACAAUGAUCAAUUUCCUAUCGUUAGACAGGGAAAACGCCAGUGGAUGAAGAACUAUAACCCAAUGUUGCCUGGAAAGCGAAGAAAUGAAGGAGAAGUCGACAAUGAUCAACUUGGGGGCGGUCUUCCUAUCGUUAGACAGGGAAAACAUAAGGAAAAGAAGUCUAAAAAGUGUAAUAGCGAAAUAAUCUUAAUUUCAGAUCAACUGGAUGGAAGUUUCUUAGACAUUGAAUAUAAAGAAGGCAAAUUGAAGAUUUCAAUACAUAUACAUAUUAUAAAAUGAAGAGUAUUAAAGCCAAACGGGAAAUUUCAAAUGAAAAAAAAAAAGAACAGCAAGAUAGUUUUAUUAAACUUUACCAGAAUUAUAGAUAUUAUUUUGAGCUAUUAAUUAACAUGUAUUUGAUUUUAAUGUAGAAUCAAUAAACGUCAAUAAUUAAUGAUU
Exaiptasia diaphana is the source of this 830-nucleotide messenger RNA. RefSeq lists its product as uncharacterized. The record is from RefSeq and is a predicted model, not a curated record. NCBI's taxonomy places the organism in Eukaryota, Metazoa, Cnidaria, Anthozoa, Actiniaria, Aiptasiidae.